AUGACUCUCUUCAGCCACACACCCGCUAAGGCCGUGACUUUCCUCGUAGUCGUCAUCGCCUCUGCAGUGCUCCUUUCCGCCCCUGCGCGCGUCUCUGCCGCCGGGAAACCCGCCAACGCGACUGCGCCUGCCAACGCGACUAAGCCUGCCAACUCAACUGCUUAUGCUAAGGGGGUUGCUGCUGGCGCGAUUGGCUCUGCAAACGCAACCACGCGUGCCGUGGCGGCGACGGCGAGGCAGAGCAAGAGCUCGGGGCUAGGAAACGACUCCACCUGCGCCUAUUACGCAAACUACACCGCCAACCCCUACUUUGGCAAGGGGCUCACCGUGAAGCUUCCUCCCGCCAUCUUCGGCAAGCGCUGCGGCGCGUGCUACAAGGUGACUUGCGCCAACGACACGAAGCACUGCCGCAGCGGCAAGGCGACCGUGACGGUCCGCGUCAUUGGCGCGACGACCACGGAGAAGGAGAUUUCGCUUUCCCCCGUGUCGUGGUCCAAGAUCGUGCAGGGAUCCGUUGCCACCCCCGUCGGCAUCACGUACAAGCGCACCAACUGCCACUCGACCCUCGGAUCCGCGGUGCGCGUGCGCCGCAAUUCGACGGCAGAGGAUUUCAACAUUCAGAUGGUGGGUCUCGCCGGCCCCGGUACGCUCAAAGAGGUCGAGAUUAGCGCGGACGGCAAGAAGUGGGCGAAGCUGACGCGAGACGGCAGCAAGGCGAUCUGGGGGAUCAAGGGCAAGGAGGCGAAGGAGGUUGUGGGCGCGAAGAAGGCGGUGAGCGUUCGCCUGACUGCGGGACACACCCUCGAGAAGAUCACUCUCGACAAGGUCCUUCCCGCCGACUGGAAGCCGCAGACGCUGUACUCGAGCAAGACCAACUUCAAGAAGCUCAUGGCCGAGGCUAACGGGUGGGAGGGGGGUGGGACCAGAGAAUCGUGCGCUGCACCUGCUGCUGUCGCUCCUGCUUGUGCUGGUGCUCUCGCCUUUACCACUGCUAUCUGCACCCGGUUUGGUUACCUGGAGGGGAAGGCUGGCGCAGUCCCUCAUGGCUUGCAGGGCAGUGAGGCGGACGACAGGGAGAGCAGCGGCAGACUCGAAGGUGAGGGAGGAGGGCUUGCGCGCACUGAGGACAGUUUCCAGUAG
Closterium sp. NIES-65 is the source of this 1140-nucleotide messenger RNA. NCBI's taxonomy places the organism in Eukaryota, Viridiplantae, Streptophyta, Zygnematophyceae, Desmidiales, Closteriaceae. The record is from the annotation of a GenBank genome assembly.